AUGGAGGCUGGAGGAGCUCGUCUGCCUAACUCCGUACCUCAGCCCAGCAGGCAUGCAGCAGGUCGCGUACAUGGUAUUCUGUGCGUAAGAUACCCACCCAUCUUUGCGCGUGAGGUAGCAUCGGCGAGGUUUAGCUGCAUGGCCGACACCCUCCCUCUCGUCUCCAUGCGCUAUUGCCGUGGCAUCAACGGCCGCGGAGGUGGCAGGCUGUCAGACUAA
This is a messenger RNA of Gaeumannomyces tritici R3-111a-1, 219 nucleotides long. RefSeq lists its product as hypothetical. The coding region runs from base 1 to 219 and encodes 72 amino acids. The transcript has 2 exons. Lineage: Eukaryota; Fungi; Ascomycota; Sordariomycetes; Magnaporthales; Magnaporthaceae. The record is from RefSeq and is a predicted model, not a curated record.